Molecule: messenger RNA, 2151 nt
Organism: Annulohypoxylon maeteangense
Lineage: Eukaryota; Fungi; Ascomycota; Sordariomycetes; Xylariales; Hypoxylaceae
Product: maintenance of telomere capping protein 1
Exons: 2
Source: RefSeq, a predicted model, not a curated record
AUAUCCACAAACCCAGUUGCAGUUGAAUCCGGUCAAACGAUUGGUUCCCCUCGGCUUUACAUACAUACACAUACACAUACACACAUAACGCCUAACCUUAGCUACAUAUUACAGGGGCACGGCGAAUCAUAUUCGACUAGUCUGCAUCUCCGUCUUCCCUUACCACUGCAAUAGAUCUCCAUAGUCUGCUUCUAAACACGAAAUCAAUUUCAUCGAGUAAUUCCCACUUCUGCUACCUCUUGACCAUAACCCCUCUUCGCCAAAACAUCCGUCCACGACGAUAAUUAUCCAAGAUGGCGGCCAAACGUUCCAAGGCCUCGAACGACGACGGAUUCGACGAGCUCUUCGAGGGGAUCGGUGACGAUAACAAAGGAAAGAAGACCAGUAGUAAAUCUAAGCCCGCUGGCCCCAAACCUCGUCGAGGAGACAAAAAGCUCGAACAAGAACUCGCCGAACUUGAAAAUGAACUUGUCAACGAGGAGCCUGCUCGACCUCACACUCCCCGUGUCAAGGAGACCGCCGCUUCUAAGGUAGCCAGUAAACGAAGCAGUACAGCUACCCCUCCGCCGGGUGCCCCUCGACACUCCGAAGACAAGCCAGCCAACGUCGCACGCAAGUCUGUCGACAGCACCCGCUCUCUCCACGCAAGCUUCACCCCCAGUGCCACCAGUUCCGAUCUCCAGGAUGCUGAAAAGAAGGGUACCGUAGAACAGAACGCCCCCGCUUCUGCUGGAGGCGGCUGGUGGGGUGGAAUCUUUGCUACGGCCAGCGCCACGGCAAAUGCAGCUAUGAAACAGGCCGAGGCCGCAUAUAAAGAGAUCCAGCAGAAUGAGGAAGCUAAGAAAUGGGCUGACCAAGUCCGAGGAAAUGUCGGUGCUCUUAAGGGUCUAGGCGACGGCAUCCGCCACCGAGCCCUCCCAACCUUCGCCAAUAUCCUCCACACGCUCGCCCCGCCCAUUUCCUCGCACGAGCGCCUCCUCAUCCACAUCACCCACGACAUCGUCGGAUACCCCUCCCUCGACCCGCUCAUCUACGGCGUCUUCAGCCGUGUGAUGUCGCAAGUCGAAGGCGGAGACCUCCUCGUUGUCCAGCGCGGCCACGAAAACACCGCCCGCCGCUCCUCCACCGACUACAAAGGCGCCUCCAGCUCCGCCGGCUGGCGCGAUGGUCCCUGGUGGCGGCAAGUCGACUCCCCGCGCGACCUAGGCGCCGUCCGAGGUUUGGCCGAGGGAACGAAACUCUGCCGCGUCAGCGCAGAGAGCUACGCGCACGACUACUUCGCAGCAAGCGGUGGCGUGACCGAGGCGCAGAAGCGCGCCCUCGAGCCCGUGUCGGAGGAGAACCCCGUCCGCACAAGCGACAUCUUCCUCGCCGUCCAGCCCAUCGCGCUCGACGGCGACCCGGCCCUCUUCGCCGGCAGCAGCGCCGCCGAAAGCGAGGCUAGCCCCGUCGCGGACGACGCUUCUACCGAUGCGCUCGUCGCCUUCGCGGUGUAUGUCCUCGAUCCGAUCCACGAUAUCGUCUACAGCACCGUCAGCCAACAUAUCCCGGCCAAAUGGAUCCGAUGGCUCGAUGCGCCUGCUCCACUUACACCCAGCAGCGCCGAUGACGACGAGGGCGAGAGGUUCGAGCUUGACGGACAGGAUGUGCCGGAUGAGAUCCGGGAGAUCGUCGAAGGAGGGGGUGUGGAUCCGAGGGAAUGGGUCGCGGAGUGGGUUGAGGAGACGCUGAGCUUGAGUAUUGGCGUCGUGGCGCAGAGGUAUGUGGCUAGGAGGAUGGGCGUGGGUGAGGGGGGCUUGGGGAAGGGGAAGCAGAAGGUUGAGGCGUUGUUGCAGGAGGGGGGUGGAGAGGCUGCCAGGGCGGGGUUGAUUUAGGGGGAUGAGAUGGGAUGAGAUAUGGACAUGAGGAGUGAGAAGUGGUGGUGAAGGACUACUUACUCCUCAAGCUACACGCACGGGUUGCUGGUCAUCGAUGUCUUUGAAUGAGAACGGAGUCAGCGCGGGGUGAUGAUGUAGUAGUUAUAACCCAGGCCAAGGUUUUCAUAUUCAUAUUGUUUUUGAGAUGGUUCGUCUAUCUGUCUAGGUAGGUACUCGAGGUAUAAUAUGGAUGGGAGAUGAUUAGGUAUUGAUUAAUGAAGAUCGAAUUUACUCA